UGUGUGUGUUUCUGUCAGGAUUCGGAGGCUGUGGAGAUCAUGCUGGGAGUUUGUUCCAGCGGCCUCCUCGUCUACAGAGAUAAACUGCGCAUCAAUCGCUUCGCCUGGCCCAAAAUACUCAAGAUCUCCUACAAGAGGAACAACUUCUACAUCAAGGUGCGGCCGGGAGAGCUGGAACAGUUCGAGAGCACCAUCGGAUUUAAACUGCCCAAUCACAAAGCAGCAAAGCAACUCUGGAAAGUUUGUGUGGAGCAUCACACCUUCUUCAGGCUGGUUUCUCCUGAAGCUCCUCCCAAGCGCUUCCUGUCGUUGGGCUCAAAGUUCCGCUACAGCGGCCGAACACAAGCGCAGACGCGCCGCGUGAGCGCUCAGAUCUCACGCGCCGCGCCGCAGUUCCAGCGAUCGGCCAGCAGGCGGCACACCAUCACAGCCAGCAUGGACAGCAUGCCAGCGACAGUGAGCCGUGACGACGAGAAGAACGCCAAACCCGCUGUUGCUACGGAUGACCUCAUCGCCAUGGAAACGCCGGAGAAGAAAGCAGAGGAGAUGAACUCAGUGGAGGAGGAGAAUAAAGCCAACAGUGAAGAAUCAGAACAAGCCCCGCCCCCCACCGUCACCAAGUCUUGUCUGUACUCAUCGGAUCCGUUGGGAUCUGAGCUCUCCCUCCCGUCUUCUCCCGUCUCGUCCACCAAAGUGCGCAGGAGACGCAGGGAAAGCAGCCGCAAGCGCGCCGCCUCCGUCAGUCCGGCCAAAACCACGGCGGGCUGCCGGCGCCGUCAGGCCCAAGCGGACCGUAAAGUGGCUCUUCUGGAGGAACAAGCACUGCUUCUGUCCGCACGCAAACAGAGACUGAACCAGAGCCGCAGCAGAGGCGGCACGCUGUUCUCCUUCUCUCUGCACCUCCCCGAUCUGCCUUCGCUGCUGGAUGAGGACGGUUACCUGAGCUUCCCCGACCUCACCGAGCUGCGCUUUCUUCCCGAGAGCCUGCAUCACUUCAUGCCCAUCAAAUCUCCGUCGCUCAUCCCCUGCUUCCUCUUCAUCUUCUUCUUCCUGCUCUCCACCUCGUUCUCUGUGCCGUACGCGCUCACGCUCUCCUUCCCGCUGGCGCUGUGUCUCUGCUAUCUGGAGCCCAAGGCCGCGUCGCUCGGCUCGUCUCUGGCGCAGGGCUUCCAGGACAGUUCAGACGACGAGACCGACAGCGAUCAAACCAACUUCACUUGUGAUGACGACACAUCGGCGACUGAGUCUGACUUUGAGGACAACUUUGACAUGAGGCCACAGGUGUCAGAGGAGGUUAAAGCCGAACCUGAAGAUGUUCCAGUAAAGCCGGAUCACGUGGCUGAUGGUGUGGAGCAGUCGGAGGAAGCGCUUAAAGACGUUCCUGUGGUUCACACCGGGACCGAGACCAUCACGUACGAGUCUGCAGAGAUCGAAGCCAGCGGCGACUCGGAUCCAGGCGUCCUCAUGAGCGCUCAGACCAUCACAUCAGAGAACAACAGCAGCACCACACACAUCACAAAGACGGUGAAGGACGGUAUUUCAGAGACUCGCGUCGAAAAGAGGAUCGUCAUCACAGGAGACGCAGACAUCGACCACGAUCAGGCUGUGGCUCAGGCCAUUAAAGAGGCCAAAGAGCAGCACCCAGACAUGUCGGUCACUAAAGCAGUGGUUCAUAAAGAGACUGAGAUCUCAGCUGCUGAAGGUGACGCGUGAAUGGCGCAGGAAUAAUCUCAUCAGCUGAGAACCAACACGCGACCUCCGACCUCUGCCGAGAUCUUCAUCAUCAAGCCAUCAGCUUCAGCCUCGUCAAACCAAACCCGCGCUGAGAUGAUGGACUCGCAAACAAAAAAAAUAUUUGCCUUAAAAUGUCUGAAAAUAUUAAUUUCUGCCACUUGGGUUUAUUUAUGGUCCAGUGUGAAUCUCACAGAAACGCGUCCAGGUCCAAAUUAAAAGGAUUUUUUCCCUUUAAUUUUGAUUUUGCUCUUCAAACUCAACAAACUGAAUUGAAACUCGUUUGUACUUGAAUCAUAAGCAUGUUUUUAUUGCAAUGCUUGUUCACUUGUUAGUUUUUGUUGUGUUUUUGGCACUAACUGAUCCUGCAUUAUAAAUGCAAAACGGCAAAAAAUGAGUAAAAAAAAAAAAAAAGAAAGUUAACCACUAUUUUAAGGGCUUUUGGUAACUUUGUAAAACAGCAGCUUGUUUGUUGGAGCAGAAACACAGCGGCGCUUCAGUUUGAUUCCCACAGAAGCUCUGCAGUAGAAACCCCUUUGCCUUGACCUUUGACCUUUCUUAUAUUUGACCCUGAGAGGUCGUGGUGUUUUUAGCGUGUGUAAUGAGAAGGGAUUGAACCAGCGACAAAAGAGCGAUAAAUGCAAUUGAUGUGAUUUUUAUUUUGGAAUAAAGUAUUGCUGAAAUCGA
This is a messenger RNA of Sinocyclocheilus rhinocerous, 2418 nucleotides long. Its product is annotated as band 4.1-like protein 3. Gene Ontology annotation, molecular function: actin binding; structural molecule activity. Gene Ontology annotation, biological process: actomyosin structure organization. Gene Ontology annotation, cellular component: plasma membrane; cytoskeleton. The record is from RefSeq and is a predicted model, not a curated record. The transcript has 13 exons. Lineage: Eukaryota; Metazoa; Chordata; Actinopteri; Cypriniformes; Cyprinidae. The annotation marks the transcript as partial.